UGCCCCACAAUCCUUAGCUUCUUCCGCCUCCGCGCAGCACUCCUGGGUACUUCCUGUAGCGAUGGCUGCGACGGUGGCUGGGUUACUUCGAGGAGGUCUCCCGCCCCGGGCGGCUUGGCUGCCCACCGUCCAGGCCGUGCGCCAUGGCUCCAAGGCUGUGACCCGCCACCGUCGUGUCAUGCACUUUGAGCGGCAGAAACUAAUGGCUGUAACUGAGUAUAUUUCUCCUAAACCUGCCAUCAACCCUAGAUGCCUACCACCCCCUCCCAGACCCCCCAAGGAGGAGUCAGGCCUCGUCCAGCUGCUGCGUCGAGACUUAGUGGCCGUUUUUCGGGACAACCGAAUGAUAGCCGUCUGCCAGAACGUGGCCAUGAGUGCAGAGGACAAGGUUCUCCUGCGGCACCAGCUGCGGAAACACAAGAUCUUGAUGAAAGUCUUCCCCAACCAGGUCCUGAAGCCUUUUCUAGAACAGUCCAAAUACCAAACCCUGCUACCACUUUUUGUUGGGCACAAUCUGCUGCUGGUCAGUGAAGAGCCCAAGGUCAAGGAAAUGGUGCGGAUCCUAAAGAGCGUUCCUUUCCUGCCACUGCUGGGUGGCUGCGUUGAUGACACCAUCCUCAGCAGGCAGGGUCUCGUAGACUAUGCCAAGCUGCCCAGCCUGGAGCUGCUGCAGGGGGAGCUGGUAGGAGGACUUACUCACCUCAUGGCACAGACCCGCUGCCUGCUUCAGCACCAGCCUGUUCAGCUGACUUCCAUGUUGGAUCAGUAUGUCAAACAGCAACAUGAGGGAGAUUGUGCCCCAUCAGCCAGUGGGGAGCCACAUCCUCCUGACCCUGCUGCAGAUUCCUAGCUGGCCUGUUUCACCCAGCUUCGCCUGUAAAUACACUCUGUCCCUGUUGUCUGUGCUGUUGUCUGGCAGAGAUCUAAAAGAAUUUGGCAUGUGAGAGUGGCGUGUGUGACUUGGCUCCCAUUCACGGUGGCCUCCUUGGGGACAGGCCUCUGGACGGUGCAGAGCAAUUCCAUUUCAGAGUGAGGCUGUCCGUUGUCUUCCGUUCCACUAAUCACUCUGCCUUUACUUGUUCCAACUAGGGACCAGAUAAGAGCAGUCCCCUUCAGGUCUCCAGGCACAGGGCAGAGAGAAUGGAGACUGUCCUGCCCACUGUCCCUUGCUCUGUUUUCCCAGCCCACCCUCCUGGUUCCUCCUUAUGCCUUGAUGGACCAGUUAAGAAAACCUGUGAAUGGCUCCUGCUGAGUCUUGGGCUAAAUACGGCACCAAACACAGCCGCCAGCUCCCUGAUGCCUUGCCAUUCAGGAAAAGGCGGAGAAGUUUCAAGCCCUGGGUAAAGUCUUGA
Molecule: messenger RNA, 1352 nt
Organism: Acomys russatus (golden spiny mouse)
Lineage: Eukaryota; Metazoa; Chordata; Mammalia; Rodentia; Muridae
Gene: Mrpl10
Product: mitochondrial ribosomal protein L10
Exons: 5
Coding region: 62-850 (262 amino acids)
Biological process (GO): translation
Cellular component (GO): mitochondrial large ribosomal subunit
Molecular function (GO): structural constituent of ribosome
Source: RefSeq, a predicted model, not a curated record